This is a messenger RNA of Drosophila guanche, 1051 nucleotides long. It is a transcript of the gene RhoL, whose product is annotated as ras-like GTP-binding protein RhoL. Gene Ontology annotation, molecular function: GTP binding; GTPase activity. The transcript has 3 exons. Gene Ontology annotation, biological process: small GTPase-mediated signal transduction. NCBI's taxonomy places the organism in Eukaryota, Metazoa, Arthropoda, Insecta, Diptera, Drosophilidae. The record is from RefSeq and is a predicted model, not a curated record. Bases 245 to 817 code for a protein of 190 amino acids.
CUGCUCAGAUGCCUAACGACUGCACUAGUGAUCGGUUGUGUUGUGGUUUUUGGUUUUUCGCUGUACAUUUGUUGUUUCGCCCUCGUUCGCGCCGCUGUUUUUACGCCUAAUCUGCACCUCCUCCGCCCGUUGACUGCGAUCAGUGCGGACGUCAUCGCCAGACGUGUCGCUCGAUUGAUUAUUGCAAAAAGAAAAGCUUCGAGUACGUUGUAUCUAUAAUUUCUCAACAGAGACUUAAUCCGGAAUGACGUCGACGAUGUCGAAGAGUCCGCGCCCUCUGAAAAUCACAAUCGUGGGCGAUGGCAUGGUUGGUAAAACCUGCAUGCUGAUAACCUACACACAAAACGAAUUUCCCGAAGAGUACAUACCGACAGUGUUCGACAAUCAUGCCUGCAACAUCGCUGUGGAUGAUCGGGAGUACAACCUAACGCUCUGGGACACGGCUGGGCAGGAGGACUACGAAAGACUUCGACCAUUGAGCUAUCCAAAUACGAACUGCUUCCUGUUGUGCUAUUCGAUCAGCAGUCGCACCUCUUUCGAGAACAUCAAGAGCAAGUGGUGGCCAGAGAUUCGUCACUUCUCAAACAACGUGCCAGUGGUGCUGGUGGGCACUAAGCUGGACUUGCGCAUACCCAACUCCGAGAAGUUUGUCACCACACAGGAGGGUAAGAGAUUGCGCAAGGAGAUUCACGCAUCCAAUCUGGUCGAGUGCUCUGCCAAAAAGAAACAGAACUUGCAGCAGGUGUUCGAGGAGGCUGUCCGCGCCGUCGACAAGAAGCCAAAAUCUUCACCCAAGCCAUCCUGCACAUUACUGUGAACUACAUACAUAUACGUAUAUGUACAUAAGUGUAUGCCUAAUGUUUAAUAUUGUUAUUAUACGUAAUGUAUUAUGUAACUCAUUUGUCUGACUCCUUGUGCUUUGUUUUCCAAACUGUGUGUAGAAAAUGUACCGUUAAGUUCUUCAUAUUAUUUAAGUGCUGUUUGUGUCUAAACAAUCAAUUUUCCGUGCGACCAAAGUGCAUUUCUGUGUAAGAAAAAAUAUAAAAUCGAA